CGAGAUCAAUUAAUAAUUUCUCUUUGCUGUGCACGUAUAAGAGCCUACUCGUUAAUUUUCACACUUUUUCACGCUGAACCUUUGCAAAUUGCGCUAAAAAUUCUCGAACUUUACCGAAUCAUUCGCGUAAGAAUCAUCAAACCGGCGCGCCGUGCGGCGGAUUCGAAGUGCGCGCGGGAUAUACGCGAGGUUGGCAGGCCCGCGCCGCUACUCGCGCGACAGAGAAGGAAGUAUUCAAUCUACACACAUUCAGUCAUCACAUCUAUCCACCGUGCGGAGCCCCCGUUGCACGUCGGGUAACUGAACAUGUACGUACAUUGUGUUGCGCGAGCGACGUAAAGCGCCCUACGAACGUUGUGUUGCUAAGUUCGGCCUAGCUGAGCUCGGCUCGUGGCUCCUGACCCGUUUGCGCGUUGCAUGCGCGCGGAAUCGCGCAUCGAGGCGUUGCUGGCGGCCUCCCUGGUGGUGUGCUCCGUGGCGGGCGAGAAACGCAACGAGGUGCCGCCGAGAAGGAGCGAGCGAGCGACCGCGAGAGUGAGUGAGACGGACGAGACGAAGUGAUAAGGACGAAGAGAGAGGGAGCGAGCGAGAGAAAGAAGGGAGGGAGGUAGGCGAGCGAAGGAGUGAGAGAGAGGGAGAGAGAGAGAGAGAGAAUACGCGCGCGCGCGCGCCUUCCGCCGUCUGCGUUCCUGGGACUGACGCUCGCUGGUUCCUCCGAAGUACUUUAUACACGUAUACGUGUACGCGCGAACGUGCUCGGUCCAAUCGCCCGGAACCGACUGGAACCUGUGUGCACCGUGCCGACGACACCGACGACGAGGGAUCGCUCGUCACGCGACUCGCGGGCUAAGAUGCCCGACGUAGCUGCCGCCAGCAACGUCAGCAUCAGAGCGGCCGGACUACGCAGUCGAGCGCAUUCUUGGUUUUCCACCGGUGUGUCGCGGGACUGCACGCGCCGUCGCCGAUCACGUUGCUGAAACUGCUGAAUCUCUUGACUGGUGUGUGUGUUUUGUGUUUUGGAGCAGUGCUGCGGGAAAGUAUGCUCGGUAUCCUGGGGAGGUAUUUCUUUGAGAGACAGCUACAACGUGUACUGCACGUGCGAGGAAACAUUUCGAUUAAAAUACAGUGAUAGUUUCGGUGAUACGUGCAGGUACUUUGGUAUCGUACGCUGUUUACUGAUCAACGCAGGAAGCCUACGAAUGCAUAAUAUAUCUGAGACGAUUCUUGUGUAACGAUACAUAAGGGAACGAUUAUACAGCAGGAUAUAUAUGCAUUGUUAGCUGUGUACGCAUUAACAGCUACCCGGUGCUUUGCACUUGCACAUAUACAUAUGUAUGCACGUUGGUGUAGUUACAAAGCACGCUGAUCCUAGGGGAUAUUAAUAUUCUUCAAAGUAGACUUACAAGAGGGUUGCUUCAGUAUUUACAAAUGUUGAUUUGAUGAGAAAAUUGGAUCGAGUAUUCCAUCAGGAUGUGUGAGCAAACAGAAAUAAACUAUCUGGACGGAGAUGUGGUCUGGGUUAAACUGGGAGCAUGCUGGUGGCCUGGUCAAGUCACCGGUUUGCGCAACUUGCCAGAAGACAUCCAGGCUGAAUUUCAAAAGAAACCGUUGAUAGCUGCUGUAAAAUUUUUUCAGGAGGACACCUACGAAUUUGUGAAGAACUAUCAGCAGAUCUAUAAGUACACCUGCACGCUUAAAGAUGAAUUCAUCAAAAAGGGUUUGGAUAAAUAUAGGAGCAAAAGUAAAGACGGCAGCAGUUAUAUGGACAAAUUUCCGGGUGACGUGGAGAUGGCAGAGAAGUUAACGGGAGGAGAUCCCGAUAUAUUGGCUCAAGAGAAAUUUUCUCCGGAGGAGAAGCCAGAUAUAGCUGCUUUGUUUGGUGAGAAAAGGAUUCCAAAGAAGAAGCGCGAGGAUGGACACAGACGAAGCGAUGGUGCAGAGAGCAUGAAAAAGAUCACGCAUCCGCGUUUCUUACGGGAGAGUGAUCAUGAGGUUCGCAUUCGUCAGCAACCCGGCAGCUUGCCAUCGACUCCGACCAGCACAGGACGUUCUCCAGUAUAUCGCUGUCACGUCUGCAGUUUCACUUCUACGCGCGUUAACGUAAUCAUCUGUCACCAAAAGAGCCAUCGCUCUGGUGACACGACACCGUCGAAGGUUAAAACGUACUCUCAGUCGCGCAGCAGAGUUUCUGACACGAGUACACCGAAACGGAAAUAUGUGAGGAAAGAGAAAAGCCAAUCGAGUAAGAAGAAGAGCGAGAGUGGACUGGAAUUGGGUAAACGAAAGCAUUUUAAACAGAACGAAAGAUCCGUCAAGAAGAAGAAGACUGAUCCGGAACUGCGUGAAAAGCUAUUGGCCGACUGGGACGACGAGUCAGAUGAGGAAAUGAGCGUCAGUGUAACUAAUUCUCUAAAUAAUGAUUUAAGCAGUCCGUCUGUGAAGAAUCAAUCGAACCUUGAUAACAGCAAGGAAGAUAAAGAGGAAAAUGCUGUAGAGAAUAAUGAGAUUAUGGCAGAAACAGAGAAAUUACUUAAGGAAACCGAAGAGUUAUCGUCGAUACAGAUAUUACGGGAGUCAUUGGACAAUCUUCAUUCAUUGAAGAACGUACGAUUGAGCAGUUUUGAGAAGAAAUCUGAAUCUGAAAAAUCUGAGAAAGGCGUCAAGACUGACACUUCCAAUGAAUCAUUCAAGAAGUCGCAGAAGAAGGACACUUCAGGUUCAGAUAGUGAAACGAAAAACGUCUCUGACAAAGAUGACAAGAAAUCACGACUAUCGUGCUUCGAUUUUGACGAAGACGAUUUAAGCGAGCCAUCUAUACCGCCCGUGCGAAAAAUUCCCAGAGUAUUCGGUGAGAAAAAUUUGUCCUUGAAGAAGGAGAUUAUCAAGGAAUUUGAGAUGAGUCAAGCUUUGAAAAAUGAGAUUAAAAAGGAAGCCGAGAUAACUAGCAAGAUAUCCAAACACAUGGAGUUAAAAGCCGACGAGAUAAUGGAAAUAAUACAAGGUAGCGACCAUCGACAGGAGAAGAAAGAGAUUGGAAUGAGCGAAAAGUUGGACAAAAAUGUACGAGAUAAAACUGAAGCGAAGAAAUCCGAAAACAAGGAGGAAAAGCAAACUGUGCCAUCGGAGGGUAAUCAGCAGAAGUCCCCUAAAAUUAAAUCCCCUAGAAGGGAGAGGAAAAUCGUAGAGACAGUAAAAGUUGUGAAAGAAGACGGCGAUAAUGAUCGUUCUUCAAAUAGUAAGAUGGAUACUGAAAAGAGAACUAAGACUAUUGUACCUGAUGCAUCAGCAAAAAAUAAAAUCGGAACGGAAGGAAAAGGCGAAAUACUUGCACGUACAAAAUCUGAUGACAAAUUAUUUCAACUCGAGAAAAUUGAUUCAGAGGACGUGAUUGCGGAAUCUAAUGACAACACAUCUAUGAAAGAAGCCGAUGAUACCUUGUCGGAACGAUUUACCACGGAGACAGAAGACGAGACGGUGUCCGAAUCCGCAGAGACCAUGCCUGAGCAGAGCGAAAAUUCGGACGUGGAUAUGUUGGAUCAGAGCGGCAAUCUUUCGGGAAACCGUGAAGUAUUGGUUAAAAGAGGAAGAGGACGUCCACGCAAGAAUAAAAAUAUUAGAGCCAGUGUGGACAAAAGCUCGAAAGUGAAAGCUAAUAGAGGUAAUAAAAGAUUACGUGUGUCCGAGAAGAUUGAGAUCGAACGAAAAACAUCAGAUUCCGACACAGAUCGAUCGUACAGUGGCAGAAGACGCAAACCGAACAAGAAGUACUUGGAAUCCGAUAUAUAUGUCCCAGAUUCAGAGUACAGAGCAUUUAGAACUGAUGAGAGUCAAUCUGAGAGCGAGACUAAAGCUUCCGAAAAGACAGCGAGCAAAUCCAGAAGAAAUAAACGCUUUAAAGGCGUUGAGAACAAGAGCAGCGAGGUCGUAGCCCAAAUGCACGAGCAGGAAAUAGAAGUAUCCGAUCGAACGCCAACUGUGAGCGAGAACAACGUUAACGCAUCGUUGAUCGAGGCGAAACAUGAAAGUAAUGUUUCUAAACAAGAGAUAUCUUUCGGAGGACUCGAAGAAAAAUCUGAAGAGAUGAAACGUGAUGUAUCCGCAAAGUCAACGAAACCUUUGAACAAAACGAGCAUUGGAAAAGUUGAUACGGACGUAUCUUUGGAAGAAGUGCAAAUGUCAGGAGCUAAGAACAAAACAGAGGGAGCAAAAUUAGAUUUGGCCAAAUCUGUAGAGAAACCAUCAGAAGUAAAAGAAAAAGAAGAUUUAUCAAAACAAGAUAAAGACAUUGAACAAGAUCAGAAAAAGCCGCAUAUAGAGCAAAUGGCAGACACUGCUGAUAAGGUCGAAGCACAACCAGAAAUUGCGAAAACUAACGUAGAUAUGCUGCCGCCAAAAAAGUCUCAAAUAAAAAAAUUUGAAUUAUCGCAAAUUGAUUUUUUUGACGUGCAUGCUAAUAAGACGGUGGAAACUGAAUCUGAAUCUGAACGUAAGAUUGCACCCGAAUCCAAAAUUGAGCCUGGACGUGGACGUAAGGUUGGAUUUCAGACUGAUUUCGAAGAAAAAAUAGAUGAAGGGAACAAAGGAGAAGUGAAAACGCCAAGUACGAUGACAGAUGAGGUUGAAAAAUCUACGACUGAUACCGAGAAGCAGAAAAACCUGAAAAGUUUUGAGCUACAGGAAAAACCGGAUAAAGUAGAUGUAAAAGAACAAAAGAAGCAAUCAGUGGAGAAAAUAUCGCAAAAAAUAGAAAAUGAAAAAAAUCAGUUGGAAUUAAAAUCACCAGAAAAGAAAAUUGAAAUAAAGUCGCCAUCUAAAUCCGACGGCGCACCAAAAAGUCCAACAAAAACGAUAGUCGAGCAACAGUUGACGCCCAAAAAGUCUUCUAUGCAGACGAGAUACAAAGGUAGAUUUACACCGGAGACAGGUAAAGGAAGAAAGGACAGAGAUUUAUUCACGGAGGAAAAGCCAGCUAAUACAUUUCAGGAAGCUUUCUUGAAGACUUUACAGAUAGACAAGAAGAAGGUUGUAAUCGAGAAUGCCGAUGGAUGCAAAGGAAAAAAGGAGAAGAAAACUAGCAAAAAGAAAACUGAAACUGACAUGAGUACUGCCGCUCAGGAUACGAAAAUCGAUGAACCGAACAAAAAUUUGGGAGUUUCUGGAGAUGUCCAAAUUGAGGGUAACAUUCAGAAGAUCAGAGAUAUUCAGGCUGAAGGAAAUACGUCAAAUAUCUCCGUUGUGAGUAAUUUUGAAAAUGUCGAAAUAGUUGUCGAAGAGAAGAUAAAGCACGAUAUCAAAACUGGAGAUAGCAUCUUCGAAUCGUCACCCAGCGAAUUCGUCAUCACUUCUAAGCCGCUCGAGUUAGGAACAUCUUCCGAGGAUAAUUCUACAGUCGAUCUAGCAACUAAGUUGGAUGAAACUCCGAAAACGUCCACGCCUACGGCUUCUCUGUCGACUGAAAUCAGCGUACCGGUAAAGAAGCGCGAAAUGCCGCGAAUAAUCGAGAAUGUUACAUUAACCGAACCGGUGCAAAUUCUGAAGACGAAGUUACUUGAUAAACUACCGCAGAAAAAUACGAAGCACAAGUUGGAUCACGCGGACAUUGCAAAAGGCAGUCCCAAAACGAAGAUAAUGAAGAUAGAAACUUUGCCGUCGAACAGCAGAGUGAAAGGUGCGAAAUCCAGUCCGGCCAGUCCGCACCUAUCCUUGACUAAGAAGCUUCAGAUCUUAAAAACAGAGGAAGCGGAUGCGCUUGCUUCAGCGAAUACAGAGAAAAUUACACCCACGAAACAGACUAUCGUGGCCACACCGAUAACGGAGAAAUUCAUACAACAGAGCUCUCAGAGCCUCGCAGAUAUAGAACUGGACAUCAACUCGAUGCCGUUCGUUCUCAGUGAGGACGUGCUGACACCGGAGAGCAUCGAGCAAAUGCCCGUUGUCAUAUCUUCUAUCAUUCCAGCAUCCAGCUCGAUUCCAGCCACGCUUUCGUUUACUCCAACCACGCAAAUAGUCUCGCCAACUAAGACUCAAUUCAAGAUCACGAGCGAGACUGCCGUCGCGACUGAGACAUCGCCAGCGAAGAAGAAAAGUGGCGUGCCGGCGAUACUGAAGAAUAAGAGUAAAGCAAGACCAACGAUCACGAGCGUCAAGACGCUAGUACCGCCGCUUACUGGUGGCGUUAAGGGCUUGAAAUUCCAGAGCACUCAACCGGUCAGUAAGACGCCACCUCUCUUGACGCAGAAGAGUGCCACCCCGGGCAAGUACGUCGUCGUACAGACGGCAGACGGUCAGCAGUUACGUUACAGCGUCCAGGGCAAGUCGGGUACUCAACAGAAGAUCGCCAUCUCGACCGGCAAAACAGCCGGCAACGCGCAAGUAAUCCAGCAAGGUGGUAAGGUCGUCAUACUAACGUCAGGACAGUCGUGUCAGACAAAGAUGGUGCCAUUAAACAUUUCUAAAACAUUGAGCGGUAAGGUGCAGAGGAUUGUGACGAGCAAGGGCCAGUUACUGUGUCCGAUCAGUCCGCAGGGUGGAAUAAUCACUUCAAAAAUUAUUGCACCUAAAGCCGACACUGCUGUCGCAGCCGCUGCUGCGGCUGCUGGCUCGCCCACGACUUCCAAACUAGCCACGAGUGGUCACAAAAUCAUUAAUACGCAGGGAAUAAUCACGUCAAAGGGUGUGCUUACGCCGAUUCCAGGUACUAUCGCGAAAACGGCGUUAUUAGGCACACUCUCCCAGGGGAUCCUCACAAAAGACGGCAUCUAUACUCCGAUCAGCGCCUCGGCCUUGAGCGGGAAGAUCAUCGGCUCGAAAACUCUGGUCACUAAAAGCGGUACGACUCUCUUAUCUCCGCAAGCUCAAAAUCUAGGUGGUACAAAAGCGAUCCUGACUCCAGUAUCUCAAGCUAUCACUGGCAAGACUAUAUUGGGCACGCAAGCUAUCGUCAGCAGUAAGGGUACUAUUCUGACGCCAAUAACCGGGCAACAAGUGAAGGCAAUCGCCGCCAAGAGUCCAGUUAAAGGUAGCAAAGUGCAAUAUCAACAGGUGCAGCAGAAAGUGCAGUUGCCGAUAUUGCAGAAGUCACCGAAGGUGCCAAUAUCAGUUGCGAGCUCGCAGGCGAGAGUGCCCGCGAAAUCGCCGAGCGGCACGCUGAUUCUACAGAAUACCACUGCUACUGGUGGUACUGUCGUGACGCAGAAGGGCAUGCAUGGUAAGAAGAUUAUCAAGCAGGUAGUACAAUCGGGUGCCGCCAUUCAAGGCAUCGCUUCGCCGAGUGGUACGCAACAGACAAUGACAGUGGUGCAGCAAGUGCAGCAGAUGCAACCAAAAGCUAAAACUGCAACCGUGCAGAAAGUCAUUAUUCCUAGGACUGGCAGCCGCCAGACGAAGGCUCAGCAGAAGAUCCUGGUCCAGAAAGUGCAGGAGCCGGCGGUAUCGACGGUACAAGGUAUCCACACGAAGCAGACGAUCGUCGCCACCACCGCCAAUGUGCCAAUUGCCGCCAAGACGGCCGUACAUUCGAAACAAGUAGCUACCCCCGUGACUCCAAAGUCUUCCGCGAAGUCUUCGGGCAAGACCGGUCAGAUACAGAACACCUUGCUGAACGUCGCUCUGAAUUCGAUAAGCACCGCCACGACAAGCGGCAAUAUUGUUACAACCGUGGCUCUACCUCCGUUAGAACCGAUCGACGCGGAGAAGAAGAAGAAGAAGACGGACGUCCAAGUUACAGAUACCGUUCCAAAGGAGCAAGGUAAAACUGAGAAAUUUCAAGCUGCUGAAAAGAGCAACGAUGCUGAAAAGACGGCGGAGGAGCCGAAAAUAGCGGCGCAGCCACAAAUUAUGGCCCUGCCGACGGAAAGCAGUGAUGGCACGCAGACCUACGUGCUAGUAACGAUCGACGAACAAGGACAGAUACAGCCGCUCGAUAAUAACGCUCUUAUGUCGUUGGAAGGAACCACACAGAACCCAGACGGCACGAGAACCCUGUAUAUAGAUCCUAGUUCCUUGGGUGAGGCCGGAACCUUGGAUAAUAUCGUUCUCCAGUUCGAUAACGGUAUCUUGCCGGGCAUACAGACCAACGUGACAGAAGCUAGUCAAACGACGAUAACUGAGAGUUUCCCCGCCUCCGAGGUGAUACAGACGUCCAAUCAAGACAUACUAGCGGCCGCUCUCGCCAACACGGACUUCCAACAGGAGAUCAAUCUGCCGGAGAAUCAAACGGGUAGCGUCAUGACACAAACCGGCCUGACGCAGACGAGUCUCAUCAAUCAGACGAUUCUGCAAUCGACCAUUAUACCACCUACGGAACCGAUAUCAUCGCCGUCGGUCCUCGAAACUUCGCUGACCCUAAAUCAGCCAAUUAUGACGCCGCUUGAAGUGCCGAGCAAUCUUCCGAUUCAGUCAGCAGACUCGACUCCGACCUCGGUGGUGUCCACUAUUCCAUCCUCUCUCGAGCUACCAAUCACCAUUACGAAUCCCAACAUCUCCUACAUAUCUACCGCUGGCGAGACGCAGAUUCAGAUACCUGGCAACUCGAUGCCGGAUAUUGGCGAGAUUAUCGAGAGUCCAGCAACGGCCACUGCGACAGCGACAGCCGUGGUUGCGGCGAUUGCGAGCGGGGAGAUUGAUCGCGCAGAGAUUCCCGUGAGUACUCAGUACUUGGUGAUUCCUAAUCUGGACAAUAUCGCGGCCGCGGAGGACGCCCGAAACGUGCCGAACGCUGAAGCCUCGUACACGGUCACUAUGCCAAAUAGCAUUGUCCUAGAGAGUUCGCAGCAGGUGCAGACCACUCCAUCGAUGCCGAUCAUCGACGACACGUACGCGGAUAAUUCGCAGUUUACCACAACGAUUGUUGCUGCCGAGCAAACGUUCGCGGAUGUCCCGGUAUCGGAGAUGCUGGUUUCUAAAGCGGUCUCCGUGGAGAAUGUGCAAUCGCAAGACGUCACGGUGACAUCGGAAAUGAUCGUCUCCUCGCGUCAAGUCCCAGUGGCCUCCCCGCAGAAGGUGCAGACUAUAUCGACUGAUGAAUCUACAAUCCUGGACGAAGAGCGCGUCGCAACGACGCAAGAGGUCUAUUCUUCGCAGGAAGUUCCUAUCACGUCCGAAGAACUGAUCUCCUCGCAGUCGGUCAAAGAAGUUUCGAGCGCGAUGGAAGUCACUCGGGAAAAGUCACUCGAGGAUGACUGCAAAAAGAACGACACACCAACAAUGACUGGUUUACCGAUGAUAGACGAUACCACUUUAGUCACGUCUGAAUCUAAUUCUAGGGUGGAGUCCAUGGAGCAAGCCAGCUUUGAGGUGACCGAUUCGAGCGAGCCCAAAGCAGCCGAAUCGCACCAGGUGGACACGAUCGACAAACUGAAGCAGUUAUCGUUCGCCGAAGGGUCUAGCAGUAAAAUUAACUUGGCGGAUCAGCAAAUAGCCGGCACAUCGAACCAGGCGGAUGUACAAGUGCCGCAGCCAGUCGAGUCACUGAACUCCUCGCGCGAUGCAGCUAUGGAGGUGGACGAGGCGCCAGAAUCCGAGUUGUACGCCGGCAGCACGACUGGCAAGCAUGAUUCGAGGCACGAGGAUUGUCAGAGGGACGAGCCAUCCUCGCAGGAGGAAUCGGACAGGCGUCGCCUGCGCCAGAGCAUGGAGCUGCGUUUCGAGGAGGAAGAGGAGGCGAGGAACGCGGAUGCUAGUCAAGAGACGCCGUCGCAAUCUCGCUACGAGCAGUUUAUCGUAUCCAUCAGCACCAACGUCGUGGAUUUACCUAGUCAAUCCGCUGCUAAGUUGGAGAGUUCGUCUGGUGAAGCGACGCAAUCGGUGACAUACGAGCCGAUGGAGACGGACGAAGAGGCCGCCGUGACUGAACCGCCGACUCAAUCCUUCGAGCACUCGAAGAUCAACGAGGCGUCGCAGUCAUACGAGGCUUCCGCGGAGGCCAAUGUAAACGCACCGACGCAGUCAUUUAACGAGAUCGUGCAGAGGACGGCGGACGAACCGAGCGCCGACGAGGCGAUCGAUGAUCAGAGCUUUCCCACACAGAGUUAUGAAGUGGACAAGGGAGAGGGCAUGACGGAAAAUCUGGAGACUGACGCUGAGAUUAGCCAAGAGGGCAAUAUACCGUCACAGUCAAACGAUAUCGGCGCUGAUGGAAUCGGCACGUCGUCCGUAUCGACGAAUAAUUCCGGAUUGAACGAGGACGAGACGGCGAGCUCGUCGUACGUGCCGGAGACGCCCGAAAACCAAGAACGUGACCAGGAUCAGGAGAGCGCGAUAAGUACCUCGUCGUACGAGAUACCGCCGUGCGAGGAGCUAAACAUCGCCUCGUCCAGUGUGAUACCCGACACGUCGGUGAGCGCGGAUGAGCGCAUCCACGAUAACGGCGUGCCCGAGAUCCCGACUUCCUCGUCGUACAACCUGAAUCCCGACAUCACGUCGACCCACCACGUGGACUCGGCACCCAGUUCCAGCUACGAGGAUCAGGUAAUAGUCGAGCAGAAUGUGUCGACGUCGUACGAGGUGCCGAUACCAUCGAUGCCCGGCCUGGAGGAGACCUGCUCGCAGAACUUUGUCACAGAGAGCACCGAUCAUCACAGGAACGAGCCGUCCAGCUAUUAUGCCAGCCAUCACCAGGAAGUGACAGCUAGUUACUAUGAGUCUGUGGACCAGGACUCGGCGAACUCCCGGCUGGAGGAAGACCCGCACGAGGAACACGUUACGCCCGGUGGUUACUACGAGGGCAAUCCGCAGGAGGUGAGUCAAAGCUAUUUCGCGCCAGCCGAGGAGACGCCCAAUUACACCAGCCACGGCAUCUCGCCCAGCUACUAUGACCCGAGUAGGCCUGAGAGCGAGGCGAGCCAAAGCUAUUACUCCGCGGAGGAUCUGGACGGCAAAACGGAGGAGCAGUCGUCUUCGUCGCCGAACAUCGAGGCGUCGCAGAGUUUCUACCAGGAGAGAUCGGGCGAACUGAGACUGAGGCAGCAGGGUGAGGCGACUCCGACCUACACCGAGGGAUAUCCGGUGGACUACACGUUGGAGAACUCGCCGAUUGAGAGGCACGACCUCGUGGAGAGUUCCGUGCCAGCCACCAGGCCUAUGGACAGGUAAUAUACUGCGGGGGAUAGAGACGUCGACAAGAGUCCUCUCUCGAAAUAGGCUACUGGGCUACGUUGCCUGCAAGCAUAACGAACUUUCGAGUCUAUUUUCAAAACUGUAAAUAUAAUAUUAAGAUAAUUGUAAUGUUAAAGUAAGCGUUUAGAUUCUAAGAUGAAAUCUAGCGUCUAGUUUUACUGUUAGCCUCCUACGUAUAUAAACGCAUGCGUGUGCAUGUCCAUACAUACUAAGAUAAAAUGAAAACAAGGAAAACCCGAAUGUGUAAUCCGUUCUUAGAUCCGAUACGUGACACAUUACUCGAAGGGAUUAUGUAGUUCUAUUAUAUUGUGCCGUUACGAUUCUGAUUUUCUGACCGUCGUCUGUGUUUGAUAUAUCGUGAGAAAGAUGAAAAUGUCUAUACAAUUGCUAGAAUAUGUCUAUUUAUAUAUAAAGAGUGCAUCAUAAUUAUCCUUACUUUGGAAUAUUACCAAGAUUUACAUCGCGCGGACAGUUUUCAAUUUCCGUCGAUAUUUCUGUGUAUCCGGAGCAAUGGUGAGAGUCGGAAGUAGUAAUUGUUGACAAAAGAUUUCUUUUUCAGCAAAAUGUUUAAAAUGAUGAACGAUCAAAUAUUUGUCCGUAAAAAGGAAGAGAUCGAUGGAUCCAGCAUUUCACCGCUGUUCCGUAACGUUGAGCGUAAACUCGUUUGUUCGUUUAUAAUAGUUUUAAAAGAUAAGAGCUCAUGUGAUUGUAUAAAGCAGGACAGAGCCAUGGCAAAACCUAGCUGGUACUUCUGGAUCAAUUUGAUCUGAGCGUUACCGUAACUGGUAAUAUUCUCGCUUGUUUUGCGUCCUUUCGCUACUCUGCUACCGGCCGCAGUUCGCCAGGCCUUUGCUACGGCCCCGAAAUGAACAGCACAAUAUUUCUGAUCAUGGUAAUGUGCGCCCUACAAAUUCGACGAAAAACGCGAAGAACGUGGGCCCCCGCCUCGGCUUAUGAUUCGAAGACUUAAUUUUCGCUGACAAGUUGUAUUCGUACCUCGGUUUGCUCAAUGUGAACACGGUGAUUUUUAAACUACUUACUGCGCGGAUUGUGACAUGGGAUGCGAGGCUCUGAGCGAAACGAGGAUCGUGCUUUAUUAGAAUUUACAAUUUUAGUUUUUAGAGCCAAAAGUUAAUAAACGAUAUAUAUGGAAAAUAAAGAUGCUUAUUAUUUCACUUAUAUAAUGUGUAUCUUAUAUGUUAGUGCGAUCAAUUGAUGUAAAAAAAGUGCAGCGCAAGCAAGAAAUUUUGUUAGAAAAUCUGUCCUACUUGAGAUAUGGCUAAAUUAAUCGGGGAAACCGAUGGUUUCUAAAUACAUGCACAUAUACAUACGUACACAACUGCGGUUUAUUAUUGUCAGAGAGUAUACUUUUAGCUUUUAACGACGUAACGUAACAUGAGAAACCUAUAAUCGUGACAGUACGUCGGAAGUGAUUCUCGAGAGGAUUUUUAUUGUGCAAUUCUCAAACAAGACAGAUUUGCCAGAAUUUCGUAAAAAAGAAAUAUUAUAUUCUUUAUAGUCUCAUGUUAUAUCAAAAAUAAAUCUAUGUUUUUAUUU
This is a messenger RNA of Ooceraea biroi (clonal raider ant), 12672 nucleotides long. Its product is annotated as titin homolog. NCBI's taxonomy places the organism in Eukaryota, Metazoa, Arthropoda, Insecta, Hymenoptera, Formicidae. The record is from RefSeq and is a predicted model, not a curated record.